Messenger RNA from Sceloporus undulatus (fence lizard), 2123 nucleotides. It is a transcript of the gene ZNF326, whose product is annotated as zinc finger protein 326. Bases 47 to 1627 code for a protein of 526 amino acids. The record is from RefSeq and is a predicted model, not a curated record. Gene Ontology annotation, molecular function: DNA binding. NCBI's taxonomy places the organism in Eukaryota, Metazoa, Chordata, Lepidosauria, Squamata, Phrynosomatidae. The transcript has 10 exons. Gene Ontology annotation, cellular component: nucleus; DBIRD complex. Gene Ontology annotation, biological process: regulation of DNA-templated transcription elongation.
UCAAAAUGGCGGCCGAGGCGGAGGCCUCUGCCUGGGCGCGCCUUGUAUGGCGCGGGUUCGCAGGCAGACGCCCUUCCCUCGCCUCUUAAGCGUCCCCAAGGCCCUCCUUGUCCAGAGAGAAGCCCUCUGCUCCCCGGAAAUGGACCGUGACUAUGGACAUGGUGCCUAUGGUGGCCCAAGAGCUAUGGACUCUUAUAUGAACCAGUCCUAUGGAAUGGAAAGUCAUGGAGGAGGAGGCGGAGGAGGCGGUGGUGCCAGGUUUGGACCUUAUGAGUCUUACGACUCCGGGUCUUCUCUGGGUGGGCGAGAUCUGUACAGAUCUGGCUAUGGUUAUAAUGAACCCGAACAAAGCCGCUUCGGAGGUAGUUAUGGUGGUCGAUUUGACAGCAACUACCGGAAUAGCCUUGACUCUUUCGGAGGUAGAAACCAGGGCGGGUCUAGCUGGGAAGCACCUUACUCACGCUCAAAGUUGAGGCCUGGGUUUAUGGAGGACAGAGGAAGAGAGAGUUACUCUUCCUACAGCAGUUUUUCUUCACCCCAUAUGAAGCCUGCACCUGUAGGCUCUCGGGGGAGAGGAACGCCUGCUUACCCUGACAGUGGAUUUGGAAGCAGAAACUAUGAUGCUUUUGGAGGACCAUCAACAGGCAGAGGCCGUGGCCGAGGAUACAUGGGAGACUUUGGAGGCAUGCAUAGACCUGGAAUUGUGGUAGACUAUCAUAACAAACCCAGUUCUGCAGCUGUAGCUGCACGAGGAAUAAAGAGAAAAAUGAUACAGCAGCCGUAUAACAAACCAGGUGGGACAUUUAUCAAGAAACCCAAACUGACAAAACCUAAUGUGAAGAUGAACCAAAACAAACCUAGUGUCAAGCCAGAGGUGAAAAAUGAAGAAGAAGAAAAGCGUCGCAUUGAGGCAAGAAGGGAGAAGCAAAGGCGUAGGAGGGAGAAAAACAGUGAAAAGUAUGGUGAUGGUUACAGAAUGGCAUUCACCUGCUCAUUUUGUAAGUUUCGAACAUUUGAAGAAAAAGACAUUGAAGCUCAUCUGGAAAGUGCUGUUCACCAGGAAACUUUAGAUCAUAUUCAGAAACAAACCAAAUUUGACAAAGUUGUGAUGGAGUUUCUUCAUGAAUGUAUGGUGAAUAAGUUCAAGAAAACUGCCAUGCGUAAGCAGCAGACUACAAGCCAAAUGGAAGCUGCUCAGAUUGCUGAAAAAGAUGUAAUGGAAGGUGUUACAGCUGAUGAUCAUAUGAUGAAAGUGGAGACUGUUCUCUGCUCUGCAUGUAGUGUGUAUGUUCCUGCACUACAUAGUUCUGUUCAGCAGCACCUUAAGUCUCCAGAGCAUGCAAAGGGAAAACAGACUUACAAAGAACAAAUUAAAAGAGAGAGUGUUCUGACUGCUACCAGCAUUUUGAAUAACCCAAUUGUGAAGGCACGGUAUGAGCGUUACGUCAAGGGUGAAAAUCCAUUUGAAGUUACAGAUCAAAACCCAGAGCAGCAAGAAGGAGAAGAAGAAGACAAGGUAAAUGAACCUGCAGAGGAGGAGGAGGAAGAAGCAGAAGCUGAGGAAGAGGAGGAAGCAGAAGGUGAAGAACAACCAGACUUCACUCUUGACCAAACAGAAGACAGUUAAAUACAAGAAAUUUUACACAAGUAGUGGCAAAUGCUGCUUUACUUUUCUGUCUCUGUGGCUAAGUGUAAAGUUUCUAAUAGUUAAAUGCAAGUCUCUUACUAUUAUCCUUUACCCUCUGCAUGCAUUCCAUUUAAAUUGAAAAUGUAUUUGUGUAAUGUUUAAUCUCUGCUUAAAAUGAAGGUUUAAUGUUUUUAGUUCAGCUUUUUAAAUAACCUUGCUGUUAGAACACUAAGGUAUGAUGUAUGUUUUAAUUACUUGAUUUUUUUUCUUGAUAGCUGAGAAUUGGUUAUAAAAGUAGAAAGUUUAAAUCAUUUCAACACAACAAUAUUUCAAAAAAUGCAGCAUAUAUAGUUCUAGAAUGCAUAAAAUUAUGUUGUGAGUGUGGCUGUCAUUUGGACUGCAUCACUCAUUGUAAAAUAUGUGUUAUGUCAUACCUUGUAGGUUUUUCUUGUGAUAAAAAUGUACUUGUUUGUAGCAAUAAAACAUUUUAGGAACA